Molecule: messenger RNA, 1926 nt
Organism: Cladophialophora psammophila CBS 110553
Lineage: Eukaryota; Fungi; Ascomycota; Eurotiomycetes; Chaetothyriales; Herpotrichiellaceae
Exons: 1
Coding region: 1-1926 (641 amino acids)
Biological process (GO): protein polyubiquitination
Molecular function (GO): protein binding
Source: RefSeq, a predicted model, not a curated record
AUGGACAAACUACCCGAAGAAGUUUUGAUUGAGAUCUUCGACUACCUCGAACCCGAGGAACUCAUUUCCAUCCAACUGACAUGUUCCACCUUGUCCAAGGUGGGACGUGCCAACCCCCUGUGGAGGCAUAAAUGCUUCGAGAAGUCUCCUAGUGCCUCUAUGAGCAAUGUCAUGAUUAGGUUCUACAAUGCUUUGCUAGAUCGACCUCCACCAGCUCACCCUCGUCAAUCAUGGGGGCUCCCUCCAGAUGGCCAUGUGUCGAAAAGGCGAGGAGAAAGCGCCCGGGCCCGGGCAGUCAAUCAGUGGGAUUUUUCAGGGGAAGGCGAAAGGGUUGACUGGUACUCAGAAUACAAGUCUAGAUAUGCUCCUAUGAGUGUCGAUUGGCUCGUCAACGAGACCACAAGCCCCUUCGAGAUUAGAGGGGUUUCCUCUCGCGGCAUGAAUGACAAUACCGUUGGAUAUUUGGAGGACGGGAGCGUCUGUAUCUGGGAUCUCAGUCGAAGUCCUUCAGGAAGGAGGACAUUCCGAGAGCUAGGACGGAGCAAACCAUCCAUCCUGUUUGCUGACGCCAAUCAGCCAGGCGAAACUCUGGUCGUGGAUUGUGUGAGCACCUUCCCGCUACAACAGAAGGCUUUUGUUGCCGUCGGCAAUGUGUUGAACGAGGUCGACCUCCACACCCUGACUGUGGUGUCGCAUGCAAAGUAUCCGUUUCAGAUAACAGCCUUGUCGCAGUCAGCCUAUCCCAACCUGCCGUUAACGGUUGGCACUCAGUGGAGCCUCCACAUAGUUGAUCCACGAAUCCCCGUCAUUCCGACAUCUCAGUCUUCGCAUGAACAGACGGAUGAAGUGUCAUGCACACCGGGAAGUUCUACUGCAAUCCUCCCCGACAUGUCAGGGGAUUCUUCAAUGCUCCCUUCCAUCUUCGGCACGUCCCCUUCGUUGUCGUCUAAUGCUGGUCCGUCGACACAUUCUUCUGGAUCGCCUAGUUGGCGCCCUUCCCAUCGCUUGCAGAAUCCUCAAUGGAUGGGUUAUGCCCGAGUAGAACCUGGGCCACUGUCAAUUCUACACCACGCCGAGAACGAAAUUCUGAUCUGUGGUAGAUUCCCCAGCAUAUUAUCCUACGACCGCCGCUAUUUCCCGCGUCUACAAUAUGUGAUCCAUUCCAGCGCUAGCCUCUCAGCAAUGACAUCGAUACCAUACCCGCCAGCCCGAGCAUCUGCCAAUGUAGUGGGCGAUGCCACUCUCAUUGCAUGUGGCGAAUACCGGGGUCGUGGAUCUCUAGAACUUUACUCCCUUCCUCACACCAAGCCUGGUCAAAGGCAAUCCAACCCGGAUAUCUCGACCAGUUCCAGCCCCUCGGAAGACGACGACCUCGACAUUACCAGGAACCGCAACCUGACCUCCGAUGACGGCCUCUUUAGCUACAAAAACCGCCAAGACGCCGCAAAGUCGAAACUUCUCUCCGUGGCAUCGCACGGCACCAAAAUCGUCUUCUCCGACUCCGAAGGUGGACUGAAAUGGGUCGAACGGGACGGGCACAGCGUCGUGCGCAGGUGGAACCUCAACAACUUCCUGACAGAUCAUCCCAACGCCAUCUCAACCUAUGCAUCUACAUAUGGCGACGCAGUGGCGCGUAAAAUCAUCCCUCUCGACGCACCUUCCUCGGAGUGGGGCAGUCGAGGCGACGCAGACUUGCUCAUCUGGACUGGGGAGAAGAUCGGUAUCGUCACGACGGAUCCGAAUUUCAUGGACCAUGAAGAAAUGGUGCGCGAGAUCGAGGGUGACGUGGAAGGGAAGAGGGAGAAGGAGGAGCGGAAGAGGAAAGAAGAAGAGUACUCCAAGGUCAUGAGGCGGGCCUUGGAGAGGCAGGCGGACGAGAGGCGGUGGAUGAGCCAGUUCAGACUUAAGAGGAGGGAUUAUAUCUGA